This is a messenger RNA of Fusarium verticillioides 7600, 1494 nucleotides long. RefSeq lists its product as hypothetical. The record is from RefSeq and is a predicted model, not a curated record. The transcript has a single exon. Gene Ontology annotation, molecular function: oxidoreductase activity, acting on NAD(P)H. Lineage: Eukaryota; Fungi; Ascomycota; Sordariomycetes; Hypocreales; Nectriaceae. Bases 270 to 1376 code for a protein of 368 amino acids.
GGAUCUGAGGGUACGAUCUAUUUUCGCAAUGCGCUAACCUCACCUUAGUUGGAGUCAUCUUGCACGCUAGCUGAUUUGCGGAUACACAGCGAUUUGAUUGGCGGGUUGAUAUUCCAGGAACUCUGGGUAUUAUCGCGAAGAGAUCGAUAUGAUUUGAGGAAAGCCUCAUGCAAUUACUGUGAUUUAAGUAUAAAGAAGACACGUUCUUCGGUUAUUUUAAACCCUUUCAUCUACUGUUGCCCAUCAGAAACCCUUUAUCGAGAGAGAAAAUGCCUACUCAUCUCGCCGCUAUCUGCCCAGGCAAAGGCCAACCCUUCCAAGUCCAAGCACGAUCCACUCCAAAUCCAGGACCAGAUGAACUUCUCAUGGCAGUCAAGUCCGUCGCUCUCAAUCCAGCAGAUGUCAUCAUGCGCGAUCAAGGACUUUUCAUCGCAGGAUAUCCCGCUGUUAUUGGCUUCGAUAUGUCCGGCUUGGUACUACAAGUCGGCGAAAAUGUUCCAGCUGGCGAUGAUGGCUUCCAGCCCGGCACUCGUGUUGCUGCAUACUCUGCCUCUGCUUGGAGAGGCUGCGCUCCCGAUUACGGUCCUUUCCAAGAAAAAUGUCUUGUCCCGUGGCAACAUGCUGUGCGUCUGCCAGAUCAGGAGAUGUCGUGGAACCAUGCUGCGACACUGCCUGUGUCUGUGCAAGUACCUCUUAGCGCAUGGGAUAUGAUGCGUAUUCCAAGAUCCUAUGAUGAACUAUCUUCUCAAGAUCUCAAUCAGGCCGAGAAGAAAGAAGCGCUUCUUAUCUGGGGUUCAUCAUCCAGCAUCGGCACCAUGGGCGUACAAACAGCUCAUCUGAUGUGCCAAGAUCCCAAGUCGCCCUUUGCAGCUGUGUAUGCUACUGCUGGGCCAGCGAACCACGAUUAUAUACACUCACUCGGCGCCAAUCGUGUAUUUGACUACAAGAAUCCAAACGUUGUCGAUUCAAUUGUCGCCGCUGCAAAAGAGGAUGGGCUCGUCAUCCGACAUUGUUUCCUCGCGACUGGAAACCUUUCUUGUUGUCAGGCUGUGCUCAAAGAAUUUAUUGAUGCUGACUCUAUUGAGAGGAAGAUAGCUGCCAAAAUUGGGUCGGCUCCUUGGAUUCCAGCAGAUGCUGAGAACAUUUAUGGAGUUGAGGUCGUUUUCGUGAUGCCAUCGGCGGUUGAAGAGGAAAGACUGGAGCAGUUCAAGUACUGGAUUGGUCAUUAUUUGAGUAAGAACUUGUCUAAUGGUAAUAUUAGACCAAGUCCUGAGCCUAGAGUUGUAGGGAGAGGUUUGGAGUUCAUCAACAGUGCUUUGGAUGAGAUGUCUGAAGGCGUCAGUUGUACAAAGUUAGUGGUGGAAAUUGGGGAAUGAGAUGACAUCCUGGGGAGCCUUAACGGGCAGUCGUAAAAUUACUAUAUGACUGGGACUGAUAAUUGAAAAGAUUCUAAACAGAAAGACACGUCUAGAACACACCAUGGAAAGCUUUGCG